Aureobasidium uvarum is the source of this 1062-nucleotide messenger RNA. The record is from the annotation of a GenBank genome assembly. NCBI's taxonomy places the organism in Eukaryota, Fungi, Ascomycota, Dothideomycetes, Dothideales, Saccotheciaceae.
AUGUCUCCCCCAGCCAUCCUCCAGGACCCUGUCUCUCCUACCGUUCCUUCCNNGAAGAAGUUGAACCUUCCUCACAGCUCGGCUGUUCCUGUUGGAGGACAGACCAAGACAGAGACCAUCGAGGCCAUGGCCGGUGACUGGCAGUCCUUCACCUUCCGUCCCAUUCGUGAGUCGCAGGUCAGCAGAGCCAUGACCCGCCGCUACUUCUCCGACUUGGAUAAGUAUGCCGAGUCCGACGUCGUCAUCAUUGGCGCCGGCUCUUGUGGUCUUUCUGCCGCAUACUGUCUGGCCAAGGCUCGCCCUGACCUCAAGAUUGCCAUCAUCGAGGCCAGUGUCAGCCCUGGUGGUGGUGCUUGGCUUGGUGGCCAGCUCUUCUCUGCCAUGGUUAUGCGUAAGCCUGCCGAUGCCUUCCUCCGCGAGAUUGGUGUCGAGUACGAGGAAGACGGUGACGACAGCAACUAUGUCGUUGUCAAGCACGCUGCUCUCUUCACCAGCACUCUUCUCAGCAAGGUCUUGCAAUUCCCCAACGUGAAGCUGUUCAACGCUACUGCAGUCGAGGACCUCAUCACUCGCCCUCGUGAGGAUGGAACUAUCCAGAUUGCCGGUGUUGUCACCAACUGGACUCUGGUAAGUUGGGAAUCCCUCAUACACAUCCUCAGAUCAUUGAUACUGAUUUUGUCUUUUACANNGGUCAGCAUGCACCACGACGACCAGUCAUGCAUGGACCCCAACACCAUCAACGCCCCCGUCAUCAUCUCCACCACCGGUCACGACGGCCCCUUCGGUGCCUUCUCCGUCAAGCGCCUCGUCAGCAUGCAAGCCAUCAAGUGCCUCGGCGGCAUGCGCGGCCUCGACAUGAACACCGCCGAAGACGCUAUCGUCAAGGGCACCCGCGAGAUCGUCCCCGGCCUUAUUGUCGGCGGCAUGGAGCUCUCUGAAGUCGACGGUGCUAACCGUAUGGGACCCACCUUUGGCGCCAUGGCACUCAGUGGUGUCAAGGCUGCCGAGGAGGUAGUCAGGGUCUUUGAGCAGCGUCAGAAGGAGUGUGCUGCUUUCUACUGA